This is a messenger RNA of Stegastes partitus (bicolor damselfish), 2492 nucleotides long. RefSeq names its product gastrula zinc finger protein XlCGF57.1-like. Lineage: Eukaryota; Metazoa; Chordata; Actinopteri; Pomacentridae. The record is from RefSeq and is a predicted model, not a curated record. The transcript has 2 exons. Gene Ontology annotation, molecular function: RNA polymerase II cis-regulatory region sequence-specific DNA binding; DNA-binding transcription activator activity, RNA polymerase II-specific. Bases 37 to 1890 code for a protein of 617 amino acids. Gene Ontology annotation, biological process: regulation of transcription by RNA polymerase II. Gene Ontology annotation, cellular component: nucleus.
CGGUUAGUUUUAAAGAAGAGAAGCGGAUCGGACACCAUGAACCAGGUGGAUUCUGUCCAGCAGCAGCGGACUGACAGUGUGUGUCUGGAGGACAAAGUGCGGAUGAAACUGUUCCCUGCAGAUGUCCAGAAGGUGUUGGUGAUUAAAGAAGAAGUUCCCUAUGAGUGGAACCCCAGUCUGCACCAGCAGAGCCCAGAACCCCUCAGUAUAAAGGAGGAACAGGAUGAAGUGUGGACCAGUCAGGAAGACACUGACAUCACCAGGUUCCCAUUCACUGCUGUUACUGUGAAGACUGAAGAUGAUGAAGAGAAGCCUCAGGACUUAAAGCUUCAUCAGAACCAAAGUGAAGACAUUAGAAAGACAGAACCUCCAACUAGCUGCUCAGCUAAACAGAUAAAAAUAGAAGCAGAGGACUGUGAAGGACCAGAACAAUCCAGGAACCAAGAUCUGAGUACUCAUUUACAAGUGAAUACUGAUGGAAAGUCUUCAGACUGGUCUGAGAUCGAAGUCAGUAUUGAUGCUUGUGAUGAGGAUGAGGAUGAAUGGCAAGAACCUUUGUCAGACUCUGAACCUGGAAAUGAAGACAGUGACAAUGAAUGGAAGGAGGCCAAGGGAACUAAAUUACGUGUAAAAAGCGAUGUAGGAUCUAAGACUGAGAAAAAGACCUUUAGCUGCUCUAAGUGUGAUAAACAAUUUCUCUACAAGCAGUCUCUUCAGAGACACAUGACAUGUCAUUCAGAAACAAGGACGUCUAGUAAUGUGAUUGUAAAAAAUGAUUCCGAAGUUCAGGAACAAGAGAAAUUAUUUAGCUGUAAUGUUUGCAGUCAAAGAUUUAGUCAACAGGGAACUCUGACAAGACACAUGAUAGUUCACACAGGAGAGAAACCAUAUAGCUGUGAUGUUUGUGGCAAAAGAUUUAGUCAACAGGGAACUCUAAAAUCACACAUGACAAUUCACACGGGAGAGAAACCGUUUGGCUGUGAUGUUUGUAGUAAAACGUUUAGUCAACAGAAAACACUGAAAUCACACAUGACAGUUCACACAGGAGAGAAACCAUUUAGCUGUGAUGUUUGUGGUAAAAGAUUUAGCCAACAUGGAACUCUGAAGAGACACGUUAGAGCUCACACAGAAGAUAAGCCCUUUGGCUGCAAUAUUUGUGGUAAAAGAUUUAGACAUCAUUGCAACCUUAAAUCACACAUGACAGUUCACAUUGGGGAGAAGCUGUUUGGUUGUGAUGAAUGUGGUAAAAGAUUUAGACAUCAUUGUAGUCUGAAGUUGCAUAUGACGGACCAUACAGGAGAAAAACCAUUUAGCUGUGAUGUUUGUGGUAAAAGAUUUAGCCAACAGGGACACCUGAAGAGACACAGUGUAGCGCACACAGGAGAGAAACCAUUUGGCUGUGAUGUAUGUGGUCAAAGAUUUAGCCAACAGGGAUCACUGAAGUCACACAUGACAGUUCACACGGGAGAGAAACCAUUUAGCUGUGAUGACUGUGGGAAAACAUUCAGACAACAGGGAACUCUGAAGGCACACAUGAUUGUGCAUUCAGGAGAGAAACCAUUUGGCUGUGAUUUUUGCGGUAAAAGAUUCAGCCAACAGCUAACGUUAAAGAGACACAUGGGAGUUCACACAGGAGAGAAACCUUUCAGUUGCAACACGUGUGGCAAAAGUUUUCGACUGUUGCAUGUCCUUCAAACGCACAUGAGAGUCCACACAGGAGAGAAACCAUUUGGCUGUAAUGACUGUGGGAAAAGAUUUAAGCAAAAGUCACAGCUUCAAACACACAUGAGUAUCCACACGGGAGAGAAACCGUUUGGCUGUAAGGUUUGUGGUGCAAAAUUUUCACAACAGGGAAGUCUGACGAGACACAUGAAAGCCCACGCAGAAUAGAAACUGCACAGUUGCAGAGCAAGUUGUGAAAAAUAUAUUGCAAGGAAGUGUGCAGUACUGUAUUAUUUUAUUGGCUUCAUUUUAGUGUGUCUCUUUAGAAUACAUAUUGUACCAGAGAGAGAUUGUUUACACAAGUCUGUACACUUUUUCCCACUAAACAUGCCAGUAGUCAUGCUACAAUACAUAACAUUAAUUCCCCUACCCCAACCUAUAUUCUUGGUCUUCUCAUCAAUGCAUUUCAUUUAGUAUCUGUAUUUUAAGUCAAAUACAGGUGUUAAACAAGGGUAAUAAGGCAUUGAUUGCACUGUCCUUGUGAACAUGUUAGCAUGUUAACUGUUGCAUUUAGCUCAAAGUUGUGCUCUGUGUAAUUCUGCUCUCCUUUUCCUCACAUUAUUUCUGUGUUUGGAUUUAGAGGUGGGCGUUGAAGACUUGUGAAAUCUCAGAAGCAGAGAUGGUCCAUCUGUUUGCUUGAAUAGAUGCAUUUUAUUGUAUUCACAGCAGAGGAAGGAAACCGAAAACACACACACAGCAAAUCAGGCAAUACGUGUGUUUAAAAUAAACUUUUAUGUUCUCUGGAAUCGGAAAAUGUUCCGACGAAGUGA